CGCUAUCCGCUUAUGCCAACACCGCUUGAUAUCAUCACCAAAAACAUGCCGCUAAAAACAGCUCACUGUACACGCGACAGACGGGAUCGUCCAGGUACAGGUACAGGUCUAGGUCUAGGUCCAGGUACAGGUCCAGGCACAGGCACAGGCACAGGUACAGGUACAGGUACAGGUACAGGUCUAGGUCCAGGUCCAGGUCCAGGCACAGGUACAGGUCCAGGCACAGGUACAGGUACAAAUACACAGCCGAGGCCGGGGAUCUUGGGGAUAAAGGAGAAUGAUGUGCGAGGUCGAGGGAGAUGGGCGUGGCGCCUAGUUGUAUCCUCCGCGGCCAGCCAUCUUGAGCGUGGGUUUCCUGCGUGCUUGGAGGUGCUGGAGCAGUCUCUUGGCUAAGUCGGUGAGCGAGCGAGGGGUUCCGAGUGGCUUGUUGUGAGCGUUGAGCGACCGGGGUGGCUUGUUGUGAGCGUUGAGCGAACGGGGUGGCUUGUUGUGAGCGUUGAGCGAACGGGGUAGCCUGUUGUGAGCGUUGAGCGAACGGGGUAGCUUGUUGUGAGCUUGGAGUGCUCUAGUUGUAUCCGCCUCGGCCCAUUAUCUGGAGGAGAUGAACAUGUAUCGUGGUCCCGAUCGUAUGUAAUCGAGCAAGUCUUUACGCAACAAAGACCGCGGAAAUAGCAGAUAGAAGAUGAAAUGUAAAGAUACAAACAACCACCAGUCUCUGAGAAUGCAACAGUCUUAUACAGUUUGAAAUGCGAAUAAACGGCCUCUCGCUG
Molecule: messenger RNA, 770 nt
Organism: Didymella exigua CBS 183.55
Lineage: Eukaryota; Fungi; Ascomycota; Dothideomycetes; Pleosporales; Didymellaceae
Exons: 1
Coding region: 46-393 (115 amino acids)
Source: RefSeq, a predicted model, not a curated record